This is a messenger RNA of Peromyscus eremicus (cactus mouse), 1594 nucleotides long. It is a transcript of the gene Bsdc1, whose product is annotated as BSD domain containing 1. NCBI's taxonomy places the organism in Eukaryota, Metazoa, Chordata, Mammalia, Rodentia, Cricetidae. The coding region runs from base 105 to 1388 and encodes 427 amino acids. Gene Ontology annotation, cellular component: cytoplasm. The transcript has 11 exons. The record is from RefSeq and is a predicted model, not a curated record.
UGCUGUGCGGGGAUUGGGGCGCGCGCUUGGGGGCGGAGCCUAAGGGGGCGGUGCCGUGUCGGAAGUCAAAGGUCGGUAAAUAGUGGUGAUGUCAUGUAGGCAAGAUGGCGGAAGGGGAGGACGUGGGGUGGUGGCGGAGCUGGCUGCAGCAGAGCUACCAGGCCGUCAAAGAAAAGUCCACUGAAGCUUUGGAGUUCAUGAAGCGGGACCUGACCGAGUUUACCCAGGUGGUCCAGCAUGACACGGCCUGCACCAUUGCAGCUACAGCCGGAGUGGUCAAGGAGAAGCUGGCUACGGAAGGCUCCUCGGGGGCAACAGAGAAAAUGAAGAAGGGUUUAUCUGACUUCUUAGGGGUGAUCUCAGACACCUUUGCCCCCUCGGCAGACAAAACCAUCGACUGUGAUGUCAUCACCCUGAUGGGCACACCCUCUGGCACAGCCGAGCCAUAUGAUGGCACCAAGGCUCGUCUCUACAGUCUGCAGUCAGACCCGGCAACAUACUGCAACGAACCGGAUGGGCCCCCGGAAUUGUUUGACGCCUGGCUUUCGCAGUUCUGCUUGGAGGAGAAGAAGGGGGAGAUCUCAGAGCUCCUUGUAGGCAGCCCCUCCAUCCGGGCCCUCUACACCAAGAUGGUUCCAGCGGCUGUUUCCCAUUCAGAAUUCUGGCACCGGUACUUCUAUAAAGUCCACCAACUUGAACAGGAGCAGGCCCGGAGGGACGCCCUGAAGCAGCGGGCUGACCAAAGCAUUUCCGAGGAGCCUGGCUGGGAAGAGGAAGAAGAGGAUCUUGAAGGCAUUGCACCGUCUCCAAAAGAGGCAAAGAUUCCAAAAGAGACCAAAACCUCCACAUCCCCUGAAGAUGGGCCUGGCCCCCAGAGCCCUCAUGAAGAGACUCCAGUGGAGCCCCCUGCAGAGGUGACCCCAUCAGAGAGCAGUGAGAGUAUCUCCCUUGUGACACAGAUUGCCAACCCUGCUGCUGCACCUGAGGCACCAAUACUGCCCAAAGACCUGUCCCAAAAGCUACUUGAGGCAUCUUUGGAAGAACAAAGUCUGGCUGAGGAUGAGGGUGAAACAGGACCUCCACCCCCAGUUCCCUCCAAGCCUCUCACCCCUGCAGGCCGAGCCAGCGGCCCAGAGCCCAGGCCGCCUGCCAGAGUAGAGACCCUGAGAGAGGAGGUGCCCACAGACUUACGAGUAUUCGAGCUGAACUCAGAUAGUGGGAAGUCUACACCCUCCAACAAUGGCAAGAAAGGCUCAAGCACGGAUAUCAGUGAGGACUGGGAGAAGGACUUUGACUUGGACAUGACAGAAGAAGAAGUGCAGAUUGCACUCUCCAAAGUGGACGCCUCUGGUGAGCUGGAAGAUGCAGAGUGGGAGGACUGGGAAUGAGGGGAGCCAGAGCAAGCAGCUCCCCCACCCACGGCACAUCCCACCUCCCUCGCUCGCUAAUCUCAGCCAGCCUUGGAAGACACUGAGAAUGCCCCCCCCAGGGGCCUCUGCCAUCUAGAAGUUGGUGCAGAUUCUGGUGGCUCCCUGCUGGCCCUCUGCUCUCACACCUUGGAAGAGCCUUUCUAAAUACAAAUCCAGAAGUCUGA